Melitaea cinxia (Glanville fritillary) is the source of this 1155-nucleotide messenger RNA. Its product is annotated as proton-coupled amino acid transporter-like protein CG1139. Gene Ontology annotation, molecular function: amino acid transmembrane transporter activity. Bases 1 to 1071 code for a protein of 356 amino acids. Lineage: Eukaryota; Metazoa; Arthropoda; Insecta; Lepidoptera; Nymphalidae. Gene Ontology annotation, biological process: amino acid transmembrane transport. The transcript is spliced from 6 exons. The record is from RefSeq and is a predicted model, not a curated record. Gene Ontology annotation, cellular component: vacuolar membrane.
AUGUAUACAAUAACUAAAUUAUUCCUGUUCUUUCAAUCAACAUCUGUCCGUAACCGUUCCUUUUUGGGUGUGCUGGAAGAAACCUCUUACAGAGAUAAGCACACCUAUUAUACGUACCUUGUUGAUUUCAACAUAUGCUUCAAUCUUUUUGGAUCUUGCUGCGUCUACCAAAUCAUGAUGGCGCGCACUAUCAAGCAACUGGUAGAGGGGACUAAUGAGGUCACAUUGGGUGGAAACCCACCAUUAAGAGUUUACAUAAUUUGCCUUGUCGUACCAUGUAUACUGAUUUGUAUGAUUACCACUUUGAAGUACCUUGCGCCGUUUUCUAUUGUCGCUGAUUUUAUUAUAUUUACUGUGGCAAUGGCGACGGUUCUCUACUCAGUAAAAUCAGCUGAUCACAGCCCUUUAGACAUGCCGAUAUUCAAAACAGUUGCCGGCCUGUUUGAGUUUAUGGGAGUUUGUAUGGUCAGCAUGGAAGGUAUAGGCGCUGUGAUGGCGAUAGAGAACAAUAUGGAAGAACCUAGGAAAAUGGCACUUGCUUUGUUUGGAGGUAUGUCAAUCGUCGUGAGUAUCGUUGUUACAAUUGGUUUCUUUGGCUAUUGGGGCUUCGGAGAGAGUUCUAAAUCUCCUGUAACACUUAAUUUCCCUUUAGAACCGUUUCCAAUAGCACUCAAGUUACUGCUUGGCCUCAUGAUAUAUGUAACGUUUGCCCUCAACUUCUGGUUUCCAUUCGACUUGAUGUGGCACUACAUUAAGAAGAAGUACGAUCCAUCAAAGUAUUGGUUAUGGGAACGGGUGUAUAGAACCAUAUUCAUUUGCAUCAUAACCGCCAUAGCGACAACGUUUCCCAACGUUUCUAAAUUAAUUGGAGUGCUGGGGUCCUUUUGCAUUUCUAAUAUGGGUUUCAUAUAUCCAGCCUUCAUCGAGUUGUGCCUAGAUUGGACCGAUCCCGGUCUAGGUUUCAUGGUGUGGAGGUUCUGGAGGUUUAUCUUGAUAACAACGUUCGGUCUUAUAUUGUGCAUCGUUGGUACCUACACUAACGUCAAAGGUCUUAUCAAGGAGUCUUUCUAGAUUAUUCUUCUGUUCUGAUUUUGUCAAUAUAUGAUGAGAUGUUUUUCAUUUAAUUUAUCUCGUUUUGUAUUAUUUUGGAGAUUG